AUGAAUAAAGAUGAUGUUAUAAAUUUCUUAUAUCCCACAUCUGAAGAAGAAAAACCUAAAGAACCUGAUGUUUUCCCUGAAUAUUAUGAAGAACGGAUUAAAGAUGAUGAAUACAAUGAAAUUGAAAGACUGAAAAAAAUAAGAGAUGAAAUAGAUGAAAAAAUUAAGGAAUUAAGAGAAGUUGAAAAAUAUAAUGAAAAUGAAGUAGAGGGUUUAAUGAAUAUCCCAGCUUCAGAAUCAGAAGUACAGAAAUCUCAUGAAGAAAG
Messenger RNA from Trichomonas vaginalis G3, 266 nucleotides. RefSeq lists its product as uncharacterized. The record is from RefSeq and is a predicted model, not a curated record. The transcript has a single exon. NCBI's taxonomy places the organism in Eukaryota, Parabasalia, Trichomonadida, Trichomonadidae. The annotation marks the transcript as partial.